AACACCCUCAUCCAACAAGAACACAAUCAAGUCUACAAAAUCACUCAAUUCUAUUGCAGCUCACCAGUAAGUUCUCAAAACGACACACACCUGAAACUUCGGCGAUACUCCACCAUGUGCAAGUAUGAAAAAUUCAUCUUCCCUGUGUGUUGCGGUCACAUCGAAGAAAGGUUAAACAGCUACUGCCACUUUUCACGUACCGACCCCGACCACUAUUGCGGAGAGAAGAGCAAACCAAGAACGUAUAUAAAUGGGGGUCCAUGGCCUCAAGAGGGACCUUGCAAUUCCUGUAUCAGCACUGCCACUCAAGAGCAGAUGGAGGCAUGGGCACCAGACCCUGUGAAGAGGGACAAAUUCAUCUUUCAGUUCCAUCUGGAUAUGUUGGAGGCUGCCCGUGAGCCAUGGCGAAGGGCACAGCGAGCGCAUUUUAUCAGGGUUAAGGAUGAUAAUGCAUGGGUCUAUAGACAACUUCGAAAGAAUUGGAAGAACGAGAUGGCAGCCGCACAAAAAGCUGCAGAAGAGGGCGACAUAAGAACGCCUACGCAGGAAGACUUCAUGGAAGUUGAUCGAGCUGGGUCCUCUUCGCAAGGCGGAAACGCGUCUGGCAAGUAGCGAAAUUAGCCCAUGUGGACAUUCUGCCACAGCGCCCCUUCUAGUGGCUGCUUCAACAUCAUAGCAGGCCUAUAGCCUGACUGCACUCUAGCUUUUAGACACUGAAAAAUUAGACCUUGUCGUCACC
This is a messenger RNA of Colletotrichum acutatum, 739 nucleotides long. RefSeq lists its product as uncharacterized. NCBI's taxonomy places the organism in Eukaryota, Fungi, Ascomycota, Sordariomycetes, Glomerellales, Glomerellaceae. The transcript is spliced from 2 exons. The record is from RefSeq and is a predicted model, not a curated record. The coding region runs from base 115 to 612 and encodes 165 amino acids.